Sander lucioperca (pikeperch) is the source of this 1299-nucleotide messenger RNA. RefSeq lists its product as uncharacterized. The coding region runs from base 71 to 1258 and encodes 395 amino acids. Lineage: Eukaryota; Metazoa; Chordata; Actinopteri; Perciformes; Percidae. The transcript has 10 exons. The record is from RefSeq and is a predicted model, not a curated record. Gene Ontology annotation, molecular function: protein binding.
AGCAGCUAGACGUCAUGGACUUACUAGAGGAUUAAAUACAUACAGGCUGUGACACCUGUAAACCGUAAACAUGCAGCGGCGUAGACGCAUUAAUCCAAAGGAUGAUGCAAGAUUUUAUGUUACUGCUGAAAGUGACAAAGUGGGACUUGACAUCAAGUACAUCAAUGCUGUAAAAGGCCGUGGCAUCUUCACCUCUGUUCCAUUUGAAAAGGGAGACUUUCUAUUGGAAUACAGAGGUGAUCUAAUAAGCAAGCAAGAAUGUGAGAGGAGACAGAGAAUUUACCAUGACCUCCUCAAAGUGUUUAUGUUCGAGUUCCAUUUUAAUGGAAAACUGUGGUGUGUUGAUGCAGCAAUAGAGAAUGGGUCACUUGGCAGGCUUGUAAAUGACGACCAUAUAAACCCUAAUGCCAAGAUGAAGUACCUCACUGUGCAAGGGAAGCCCCAUCUCUGUUUGUUUGCAGUUCGAGACAUAAGUCCAGGAGAGGAGAUCACCUAUAAUUAUGGUGACUCAGACUGGCCGUGGAGAUGCAAGGCCCUUGAUGACGAAAUGGCUCCAAAGAGUUGUGGUGCCACAAAUCCCCCAUUCUCAAUUGAUGAGACUGAAGAGCUGACCACUGAGAGCAAGUGCAUCCAUACAGCUGUCAACCACCCAAAUCAGACCAGUCCAGAGCUCGGCCCACUCACCAAGGUUGGAGAGUGUCAAAAACACCGCCUGGUGUGCGCAACAGUAUCCUCCUUGGACAAGUGUGUUAAUUGUGUGGGACCCGUAUCUUCCUUCAAGUGGCUUGGCUAUCGAUGCACAGAUGAGAUUACGUUAAGUGACGCUGAAGACAGUGGGAGCGAAUCUGAUAACGGCAACACAGAAGUCACAGCAACAGAGUUUGGAACUGUGGAGCCUGUGGAUAUUGACUCUACAACCACAGAGCGAGGCCAUGACAUUGGAGGCUCUGGAUCAGUGUCAUUUGUGUCGUCCACAGUAAAUGAAAGUGUACUUCCCUCUGAAGGGAAUUAUGCUGAUAAAGAACAUGGAUCCAGAAGAGUGGCAAAGAAAGUGUGGUCUAAGGCUGAGGUCGCCGCAGUAAUGCGACACUUCAAAGAUCAUAUAAGCAGGGGAAAACUGGCCACCAAAACUGAAUGCAGUCACUGCAAACUGGUGGAAGACCCUGUGUUGGCACAAAGAACAGUGCAAAAUAUAAGGGACUUUGUUAGAAAUAGAGGAAUAACUGCAAAGAGGCAGUCACAAAACGAAAAGAUUUAAAUACACUGACAGUUGUGGUGGUGUGUUUGUGUUAAUAUGUU